AUGAACAAGUUUUCGAAAUUUAAUGAACUAUAUGAUAAUUAUAUUAAGAAACACAAUAAAACUGUUGAAAAUUUAUUAAAACUAAGCCCAAAAAGUAUAACUAAUUCAACAAAGCUUCCAAAAGUUGUUGUUGUGAGGCCUCAUCUGAAAACGGGAUUAGGAAAUCGAUUCCCUGGAAUAGUAUGUGGCUUUUUAUAUGCAAUGAUUACCGAUAGGUUAUUCUUUAUUCACGGAUAUGAACAAUUCGAAGAUUACUUUGAGAAAGAUUUUGAACAUGACUGGAAAAAAGUAGCAACAUUAUAUAAAAGGCGUAGUAGUAAAAGUUUGCAUAAUAUCUUAUACAAUGAUUUUUCUUUAAUAACUAGAGGAAAUCUUAAUAGUGAAGAAGUAAAUUCUUACGAUAUUUUAAAUGUUCAUACUUGGGAUUAUGCGUGUGCACCAAUAAUGUCGAAUCCUAAUCAUAAAGAAUGGAUCAAUGAAAUAAUACCUGAUUAUAAGGUUUUUACAGUAAUUAGUCAAAAAUUAUUAAGAUUAAAAUCUGAUAUUCAAAACCAAGUAGAAAAUUUUAUGACCAAUCAUUUUGGAGAGUAUAAUAUAGGAAUUCAUUUAAGAGUGAGGAAGUCUACCCGUAAAACAAAAGGUUGGAUAAUACCUAUUGAUCAUUAUUGUCGAGUAGUGGAAACGCUGUUGAUAGGAAUAAAAAAAAAAGUAUCAAUUUUUAUAGCAGCUGAUGAAAACAAAAGUCGAGAUACCUUAAUAAGUUAUAUUCAAAAUUCACUAAAUUCUGAACAACAAAGAUUGGUUAAAAUUGUUUAUGUUAAUAAUAAUAUGAGUAUAAAAAAUAAACAAACGCAUAAUCCUGGCACAGAACUAGGAGCACUUAUUGAUAUGAAGCUCCUUAGUCUUUGUGAUGAUCUGAUACUUACAUUUGGCUCAACAUUCGGAUUUGUUGCCGCAGGAUGGUCUUUUAGAUCAUUUCGUCGUUUAAGAG
Molecule: messenger RNA, 991 nt
Organism: Racocetra fulgida
Lineage: Eukaryota; Fungi; Glomeromycota; Glomeromycetes; Diversisporales; Gigasporaceae
Source: the annotation of a GenBank genome assembly